AUGCGUGCUUGUCCUCGCGGAUUUUUGCGGAUUGAAGACCUUCAUGCGCCUACUCACUCUAUUCUUCAGGCUUUGGAUCCAUUUUUAUCUCAACUAGACUUACUUAUUUUCGUCUGCCAGCGCACACCUGUUUCGAAGGGUAGUGUUCGUGCUCUUAAGGGCGUAGGCGCUAACAUCAGCAUUGCGGUUGAAUGUUUUGCCAAAGCUGCAGAAUCUGUUGUGGCUGGUCACAAUGAUCUUGAGCUUAAAAUGGCUGCCGCCUGCGUAGAGGCCCGUAAAGCUGGAUUUCGCCUUUCGACGGUUGCAGAUGCCUUUGCCUAUCAGCCUUUGUCAAAAUCCAACAGUUCAGAUUCGGAUACACUAAACGUAACAAGCCGAGCGAGACUCUUCUCUCGAUCAUCAUUAUCGGCAUCUAACGAGAAAGCUUUCGCACUCCGCGAUGACAAGCGGGAAUCGGGUCCGGUCACAUCAGAGUUGGUUUCUGCAUCACGAGAUCUUCUUUUUGCCGUAGCAACUGCUCUUAUACUAGCAGACAAGAUUUUCCUAGAAUUGCGUCAAAUCGAUUAG
This is a messenger RNA of Protopolystoma xenopodis, 567 nucleotides long. The record is from the annotation of a GenBank genome assembly. NCBI's taxonomy places the organism in Eukaryota, Metazoa, Platyhelminthes, Monogenea, Polystomatidea, Polystomatidae.